Messenger RNA from Penicillium oxalicum, 936 nucleotides. RefSeq names its product SDR family oxidoreductase. NCBI's taxonomy places the organism in Eukaryota, Fungi, Ascomycota, Eurotiomycetes, Eurotiales, Aspergillaceae. Gene Ontology annotation, cellular component: endoplasmic reticulum; lipid droplet. Gene Ontology annotation, molecular function: acylglycerone-phosphate reductase (NADP+) activity; triacylglycerol lipase activity. Gene Ontology annotation, biological process: phosphatidic acid biosynthetic process; triglyceride catabolic process. The coding region runs from base 1 to 936 and encodes 311 amino acids. The record is from RefSeq and is a predicted model, not a curated record. The transcript is spliced from 3 exons.
AUGGGUCAGAAGACCGUUCUCAUCACAGGUUGUAGUGAGGGUGGGAUAGGUGACGCUCUUGCAAAAACCUUCCACGAGAAGGGCUUUCGCGUGUUCGCCAGUGCUCGGAAUACCGCCAAAGUCCAGCAUCUCAAGGGGAUGGGCCUCGAUAUUGUACAACUAGAUGUCACUGAUGACAUGUCGAUCAAGAAAGCAGUGGCGACCUUCAAGACUGCAACGGGUGGGCAUCUAGAUUUUCUGGUCAACAACUCGGGCGCGGGCUAUGCUAUGCCUUUCUUAGAUUCGGACUUAUCGGUCGCAAAGAAGAUGUUCGACGUGAAUGUCUUUGCCGUCGUCGCCGUGACUCAAGCGUUUGCACCGCUUCUGAUCGCCGCCAAGGGAACGAUCAUCAAUAUUGGAUCGAUUCUGGGGAUAAUGCCCCUUCCCUGGCAGGGGUACUACAAUGCAAGCAAAGCUGCUGUGGCGAUUAUCACCGACCAGAUGCGUAUUGAGUUUGCUCCUUGGGGAGUUGGCGCGAUUCUCGUCACCACGGGAGCCAUCAAGACCAAAUUCUUUGAAAACCUUCCUAUCGCACCACGACUGCCAGAGAACUCUCUAUAUUACCCUGCCAAGGAUUUGGUCGAACCUGCAUUGUCUGGAUCGGAGCAGGAGAAGAAUUCGAUGGAUGUCGAUGCUUAUGCCGAGAAGGUGGUGAGGAACGCAAUGCGUUCGAGCCCUAAGAAGCAUCUCUGGUCCGGGGGAGCAACUUUGGUGACUUGGCUGGCCUCAACAUUCGGCUGGUCGACCAUCUGGUUCUCUAACUUGUACAUUCCAGGACAUGAUGCUGCCUCCUAUCGUCCACAUGCCGGAGAUUACGAAGAAGAUCAGAGCCGUACAGAAGACUGGAGCAAGGGCAAGUUGAUCGGAUCCAUGUCCCGGAACGAAUUGAACAUGUAA